Messenger RNA from Linum tenue, 2285 nucleotides. The record is from the annotation of a GenBank genome assembly. Lineage: Eukaryota; Viridiplantae; Streptophyta; Magnoliopsida; Malpighiales; Linaceae.
UUGAAUCGGCUUAUUCCCGUCUCCUCUGCACUACUGGCGUCGGAUGAACACCAGGUGUUCGACGUUUUGCCCGUUACUGAGAACAACACUGCCGUUGUAGAGAAAUCAUUUGUAUCCUGCAAGGAGGUUAGUGAUCAAGAGUCGUGUAAGUUGUUUCCGUUUGUUGCUAUGGCUGUGAAGACUUUGAAUUUGGGGGCGGUGAGGGAAGGCAAGUUUGUUCAGGCAGUGAGGUUCCAUGGUUAUGCCCAUUCAAUUCGUGCGUUUAAAAUGGUUAUAGAGGUGUUUGCAGUAGCGGGGCUAGAGAACAACGUUCAAUUCUUGCUUAGAGAUAUUGUUUCAUAUCAUCGGGGGGUUGAUUUGGAUGUUUUGGGGCUGUCUCAGAGUCUGUUAGGAUCCCCUGAGCUUGCUGGAGUAUUAUCUUCCUUGUGGAGUGUACUAAUAAAAUUUAUGGCCGAGAAGAAGUUGAUGGAAAAUGCAUUGAGGAAUUCUUGUCCUUGGCCUAACGUUCAUACCUACACCAUUCUUCUGAACUUCUACCGUAUCAGUGAUUUGGAGGUAGACCUUGUUCAUGCUCUGAUGGAGGUACUGGACGAAAUGCAGAAAUUUGGGCUUACACCCACAGCUGUAACUCACAGUACGGUUGUACAUGCUCCUUGUAAAGUUGGUUACGUUGAGUGUGCUUUGGAAUACGUACGGGAUUUAAGGAAUAGUAACUGUUCCUACAGUAGUUAUUGUUAUAAUGCUAUUAUCCGUGGAUUUUGCCAACAAGGUGAAGUGGAUGAAGCACUGAAGCUCUUGGAAGAAAUGAGGUCAACCAGGAUAUCAUCAGACAUAUAUAGCUACAGCAUCUUGAUUCAUGGGUUCUGCCAGAAGGGUGAUUUCGAAAAGUGUGACGAUUUGUGGAAAGAAAUGGCAUAUUGGAAUAUCCAUCCGAACAUCGUUAUGCAUAGUUCGCGCGUUUCAGGGGUUGCUGUGGAUAUGUAUUUCUUCCGGAACUCUAUCCUACUAUGUGAAGGCAUUGGUAGAUCCGCAUCUCUCUCCUAAAUUGCAUUGAUGUAUCUAGUUCAUGACUCAUAGCACAGUCGUGGCUGGUAAAAACAGGGGUUGCUACGGGGUGACACUUGACAGUUUCUAUCUGAUGUCAUUUGAAUGUUUGAAAAGCUCACAGUUGACAGUCUGUGGGCCACCAUCACCGUCGUACGGUUCCUCAUCAAUCUAUCCAGUGCUUGUUGCACAAUGUGCUCUGACUCUGCAUCCAAAGCGCUGGUGGCUUCAUCUAGCAGAAGAAUUUCUGGGUUCUUCAGCACUGCCCGAGCAAUUGCUACCCUUUGCUUCUGGCCGCCAGAUAGUUGCACCCCUCGUUCACCUACUUUGGUGGAGUAGCCCUGAGGAAGGGCGCUGAUGAAGCUAUGUGCAUUGGCGAGUUUAGCUGCUUCGAUUACUUCUCCUUCGGUGGCCCCUUCUCUGCCAUACAGUAUGUUUUCAUAGAUAGAUGUUGCAAAGAGAGCUGGCUCUUGCUGGACUAGGCCGAUGUGCCUACGGAGCGAUCUCAAUUGCAGUUUCUUGAUGUCUUUCCCUGUUGAAACGUUUUCAAGAUGAUGUCAAUCCGAGAUUGAAGUCCUUGAAAAUGGCGACUUCUGGCCUUGCUGGAUAGCUGAAACAGACGUUCUUCAACUCAACCUUACCCUCUACAUUCUUCAACUCUUCCCCGGCAUCUCCACUCAUCUGUGAUUUCCGAUCCAAAACCUCGAAGACCGAUGCAGCCAUCUGGUUCCCUUUCAGAAGAUCUGGAGCUAAUGCAAGAGUUUCGCCCAUGGCUAGUGCUGUUACAAUCAGAACCAUGAAUGACUUCAUGACGGACUUAAAGCUAGCGAGCUCCUUCUCCAUAAGAGUAGAACCAUACCUACAAAAGUCAAGAAGCAUACUUUGUUGGUGGCUACCAAUCAACAACAUAAUGGCGACAACUAGCAGGGGUAUGACAGCCGAGACAAAAAUGCUAACGAGGCAUAAUGUUACUAAAUAUUUUGAGGCUGAAAUCUAAGGAGAGCCACACACACAUACCAUAGAGCGAGUCCAUAGCACGAGAAAAUGAAGAACUGGGAUAUCCCAUAGCAUAUCCCUGCAAUCUGUCCACGUGCGAACGAACGCUUGGAAGGUUCCACUAGCUCGUGCCCAUAAAGAUCAAGGAUCUUGUCUUCCGCACAGAAUGCCGCGACUGUUCGUAUGUUGCUUACGGCCUCAGCAGCUAGCAUGUUGGCUUUCAGGUACACUUUGCUCAAGUUGCC